Molecule: messenger RNA, 1969 nt
Organism: Corylus avellana
Lineage: Eukaryota; Viridiplantae; Streptophyta; Magnoliopsida; Fagales; Betulaceae
Source: RefSeq, a predicted model, not a curated record
UCUUAUAACGGAGGUGAGUCUUCAAUCUCAAAAAGUUAUUCGCAAGAUACAUAGUAUUUAAUGACACAAUUACAUAGAAAUAUUUGAUCGAUUAUCCAUUUUGUGCUUGGGGAUCAAAAUGGAUGGUCUCAAACUUUUAGGUUUUAUUUAGAUUAAUUAUGAAAUAAUGAGGAAAAUGAAAAAUAGCUUAAUUAAGUUGCCUCUCCAUGCCAAUGUUUGCUUGAUAAGAGAGCUAAAGAGGGUUAGAUCAGUAUGUUUGAGAUUCCAUUAAGGAGCUUAAAAUUUGGUUUUAGUAUAUAAAAAAUUGUGCCAAGCAAAAAUUGGUAAAAAAACUUAAGAAGCAUUUCUUUGACUUUUUUGCUUUUUUUAAUUUUUUUUAUAGAUAAAAGUUUUAUUUUCCAAUGCAAUCCUGAAUACACUGUUAGUAUGGAUAGCUUGUUUACAAGCCUCGAUAAGUAAAUAAUGCAUCCACUGAUACAUAUUUAAUUAGCUCAAGGUCGUUGAGAAGUAUAUAUAGAAUCGAGCUCAAUCUAAUUGAAAGCCUGGACACAUAAAUGCUGGAAGGGGGUUUAUUGUGUUGCUUUUAUUUCUUCUUAAGCAUGGCCCUAGGUGAGAUUUUUUUAUGCAAUUUCAUUAAUUAAUUAAAUUUUCUUUUCAUAAUUUUUGCAGUUAUUACAAUUUGGUUUCUACUGUUUAUGACCAUCAACUGGGGAGUGCUCCAUGCAGCAGCAAAAAUGAUACUGGGGACUCCAUUUGUGAUUGCAUUCUUGAUAUAUAAAUGGAAGAGGAGGCAUUUAUCAAUGUAUGAUGUUGUUGAAGAAUUUCUACAAAGUCACAAUAACCUCGUGCCAAUAAGGUACUCUUAUUCCGAAAUUAGAAAGAUUACCAAAAAUUUCAAGGAUAAAUUGGGCGAAGGAGGCUAUGGCACUGUAUUUAAAGGUACGCUUCGAAGUGGUCGCCAUGUGGCUAUAAAGAUGUUAAGUAAGUCCAAAGCUAAUGGAGAAGAUUUUAUAAGCGAAGUUGCAACCAUUGGAAGGAUUCACCAUGUUAAUGUAGUGCAACUCAUUGGUUUUUGUGUUAAAAGAUCAAAACGGGCUCUAGUAUAUGAGUUAAUGCCUAAUGGUUCCCUGAAUAAAUUUAUAUUUUUGUCAGAAGAAUGCACACUCCUAAGCUAUAAUCAAAUGUAUGAUAUAGCUUUAGGAGUGGCUCGUGGGAUUGAAUAUUUACAUCAAGGAUGUGACAUGCAGAUUUUACAUUUUGAUAUCAAGCCUCACAACAUUCUUCUUGAUGAGAAUUUUACUCCCAAGGUUUCUGACUUUGGACUAGCAAAAUUGUAUCCAGUAAAUAAAAACAUUGUUUCUUUGACUGCUGCAAGAGGGACAUUAGGAUACAUGGCUCCUGAGUUGUUCUACAAAAACAUUGGAGGAGUUUCAUACAAAGCUGAUGUUUAUAGUUUUGGAAUGUUAUUGAUGGAAAUGGCUGGUAGAAGAAAGAACUUAAAUGCAUUUGCAGAACACUCAAGCCAAAUAUACUUCCCUACUUGGGUCUAUGACCAAUUGCACGACGGAAAUGACAUUGAAAUGGAAAAUGCCACAGAGGAGGAAAAGAAAAUAAGCAAGAAGAUGAUCAUUGUUGCAUUAUGGUGUAUACAAAUGAAGCCUAGUGAUCGCCCUUCAAUGAACAAAGUUGUGCACAUGCUUGAAGGAGAAGUUGAAUGCUUACAAAUGCCUUCCAAGCCUUUCCUAUCAUCACUAGAGAGUACCAUGACAAAUGGUGGUGAGAAUUUGAAUGAAUCAAAUGAAUCAAGUCAAUCAUCUCAAUUUUAAAUGCAAAUUAAAAUUUCUGUGUAACAAAUAAGAGUUUUUUUUUUUUUUUUUAAGAUAUAUCUCCUUAUUACAUAAUGUUUUCAUGUUCGAUUCUAUUUUCUCAUAAUUGACCAAUAAAAUUGGUUUUUAAGUUUGAGAAGUUA